AUGCAGUUGACCACCUCUGAGAAACAAACUACACAAGGUUUAGAAAGAAUUCCGGGAAUGGCCGGAGGUGUGGCGGAGGAGAAUUGGAGUCAUCGGCGAAAUUACAUGACGUCGUCGUCGUCUUCUUUCAGAAAUUCCCGACGGUGUACAUGUUUGAGCCAACCGGGUUCGGCACCCUGUAGCAGGCAUGGUUACAUGUUGCCGAGGCAGAACAUGAGGAGAAACGGUGGUAACAAGGAGAUAAUAAGGAGGGCAAUAACUCCACCCAACCGGAAGAUGACACUUCGGUGGUGGAACUUCAGGCCAACACCGAGCAGGCUUUCUAACAUGUCCAUGGCUUAA
Hibiscus syriacus is the source of this 342-nucleotide messenger RNA. RefSeq lists its product as uncharacterized. Bases 1 to 342 code for a protein of 113 amino acids. The transcript has a single exon. The record is from RefSeq and is a predicted model, not a curated record. Lineage: Eukaryota; Viridiplantae; Streptophyta; Magnoliopsida; Malvales; Malvaceae.